Triplophysa dalaica is the source of this 4828-nucleotide messenger RNA. RefSeq names its product sortilin related VPS10 domain containing receptor 3b (gene sorcs3b). Gene Ontology annotation, molecular function: protein binding. Lineage: Eukaryota; Metazoa; Chordata; Actinopteri; Cypriniformes; Nemacheilidae. The record is from RefSeq and is a predicted model, not a curated record. Bases 87 to 3773 code for a protein of 1228 amino acids. The transcript has 27 exons. Gene Ontology annotation, cellular component: membrane.
AAGUUAUUCUUGGUGCACUUCGUGUUGGUAUUUUGAAGGAACUUACUUGGACUUGGUAGGGUGGGUGUAUAUAAAAGAGAAACAUAAUGAAGAUGAAGGAUGUCUGCGGUUUGGACCAGAGCCGGACUUACCGGACGAUGUUUCUUCUGUGCGCGCUCAUGCCGCUUCCCACGAGCGCAGAUAUCACUUGCGCCUCGUGCUUCGCGCCAAUUAAAAUCCGUGGGAAUGAAACGCUUGAGCAAAUGAUACCAUCUGUCGUUGCAAACCGUCAGAUUGACAGCGUAACAUUUGGCAGCGCCGUCAAAGGCGGGAUAUUAAGGCUGGACAGACCUAAACUUUUCCCUAAAGCGCACGCAUCCAGACGGGACCGGGUGAGCCCAACGGAGGAAAAGGACGGAAACAUUUACUCAGCAUCACCGUCAGAGGGAAUCAAAGUGGACAGAAGGGUGAAGCGCGGCGUCUUUCCCUCAGAGCGCGAGAAAAGUGUCAACAGCGCGGCCGGUCCUCGGUCCGAGUUUAGGAGGACUGGAGGAGUUGAUGGCACCGCCAGGGGUCCGAGGCAGAAUGAGCCACACCUGGUCACGUCCACCUUCUCCUUGUCCGGAGAUUCUGCUCAUAAUCAGGCCAUGGUGCUGUGGUCCGGAUACAACAGCAGCGUGAUCCUGAUUCUGACAAAACUGUUCGACUUUAACCUCGGAACUGUGACAGAAAGUUCACUCUGGAGGUCUGUAGAUUUUGGGGCAACGUACGAAAAGCUGACAGAUAAAGUGAUGAGCAGAACAAUGCUGAGCUAUCUGUACGUCUGUCCGACCAAUAAGAGGAAGAUCCUGAUCUUAUCCGACCCGGAGGUGGAAAGCAGUUUACUUAUCAGUUCCGACGAAGGCGCAACUUUUCAAAAGUUCAAUAUUAACUUCUACAUUAUGAGUCUUCUGUUUCACCCUACGCAGGAGAAUUGGAUAUUGGCUUAUAGCCAUGACCAGAGGCUGUACAGUUCUGUAGACUUCGGGAAGAAGUGGAUUCUUGUUCAUGAACGAGUAACUCCAGGGCGAUUCUACUGGGCGCUGAGUGGUCUAGAUAAAGAUGCAGACCUGGUGCACAUCGAGGCCCGAACUGACAGUGGACAAAUGCAGUAUAUUACCUGUCGAGCCCAAAAGUGUUCGGAGGAGGGUAGGCAGUAUCCAUUCAGUGGCCGAAUCGACACCAACUCCUUGGUAGUGCAAGACCAAUACAUCUUCUUACAGCUAACCACGGCUGGAAGAACUACGUACUUUGUGUCCUACCAGCGAGGGCCCUUCAGGACCAUACAGCUCCCGAAAUACUGUCUACCCAAAGACAUGCACAUUGUCAGUACAGAUGAGGGGCAGGUGCUCGCAGCCGUGCAGGAGUGGAAUGAAAAUGACACCUACAGUCUGUACAUCUCUGACACUCCUGGAGUCUACUUUACGCGCUCGCUGCCAAACCUGCGCACGUCCCGCGGGCUUGCCGGAAACCUCAUCGUUGAUGUCUACAAGGUGUUGGGUGUUAGUGGGCUCAUCAUAGCCAAUAAGAAAGAAGACAUACAGAUGAAAACAUAUAUCACCUACAACAAAGGGCAGACAUGGGCCUUACUGCAACCGCCAACAAAGGAUGCUACAGGAAAUGACAUCAACUGCAACCUGCCAUCGUGCUCCCUGCACCUUCACCUACAGAUGUCUGAAAACCCCUACACACCUGACACUAUCUCCACCAAGCAAUCCGCUCCAGGAAUUAUUGUGGCCACAGGUAACAUUGGGCCCGAGCUGUCCUUCUCUAACACAGGAAUGUUUAUCUCUUCUGAUGCUGGUAACACCUGGAGACAGAUUUUCGAAGAGGAGCACAGCGUUUGGUUUUUGGACCAUGGAGGGGCUUUAUUAGCUGUUACCCAAUCUGCAGUUCCCACACGGUAUUUAUGGAUUAGUUUGGAUGAAGGCAGGCAGUGGGAUAGACUCAGCUUUUCAUCUACUCCUCUGUUUGUUGACGGGGUUUUGAUGACUCCGGAGACGGAAAAUCACAUCAUUACAUUCUUCGGACACUUUAGUUACCACUCCGACUGGCAGCUGAUAAAGAGUGACUACAGCUCCCUGUUUGGGCGGAAAUGCACAGACGGAGACUUUCAGACAUGGCACCUGCAUAACAAGGGCGAGGUGUGUGUGAUGGGAGAGAGACAGGUGUAUAUGAAGAGGAAGCCGGGCACACGGUGCUCUCUGGGUCGAGAGUAUUCUCGAGUCGUUUCAGCUGAGCCCUGCAUCUGUAGCCUCUAUGACUUUGAGUGUGAUUAUGGGUUUGAGAGACAGGCCAGUGGAAAAUGUGCACCUGCAUUCUGGUAUGAUGUGAAUUUACCUUCCCACACCUGCAGCCAUGGACAGCAUUUCCGCAACAGCACGGGGUACCGAAAAGUGAUGUUGAAUAACUGUAGAGAGGGUCUGAAGGAAACACUAAGUCCGAGAAUGCAACAGUGUAAGCCCAUUGCUCCAAGUGGCCUACAGUUGAGCACCAGGAACUCCCAGCUCACUGCUGUACUGGGAACCAAUAUCACCUUCAGAGUAACACUCCAAAAUGGUGACUCCUUGUCUACAAGUCUUCAUGUUGACUUUGGAGAUGGCACCUCUGUGUCAUACUCUAACAUCAGUCGACUCGGUGACAGCAUCGCACACACGUACAGGAUGGCUGGGAUAUUCAGGGUCACCGCACAUGCUCAGAACAGCCAGGGAUCUGACAGCAGUUCAGUCUAUCUGCACAUCACCAGUCCCGUGGAGCGUAUAUUUCUCUCAGCACCUGUGGUCGUCAUUAGAGGAAGAGAGGCCAACCUGACGGCAGUGCUGUGGCCCAGUCAGCCCCGGACCGCUACCUUCUACUGGUGGUUCAAUAACAGCACAGAGCCACUGAUCACACUGCGAGGAAGCGUGUCGCACACGUUCACGCAGGAGGGGUCUCACUCUAUCAACGUCCAGGUGUCUGCCGGAGGGGUUGUCUUACAGGACGUCAAAACCAUCACUGUCAAAGAGUUCUUUCGUUCUUUAUUGCUGUCAUUCUCUCCCAACCUAGAAGAGCACAACCCGUCUGUCGCCGAGUGGAGACAGGACGUGGGGCGCGUUGUCAGGGCAACGCUCACUCAGGUUUGUGGGAUCCCUGAGCGCCAGUUAUUGGUUUCUGUGUUUCCAGGAUCACCAACAGCUGCUGAGCUCUUUAUCCUACCAGAGAAGAAUCAGUCGGCAUACAGAUCACAAAAAGAAGAACAACUUGAUAAAAUGUCAGAGGUGCUCAUGAAUGCUUUAAAUCAGAACCUGAUCCAGUUUGAUUUGAAGCCGGACACACGGGUCACAGUAUCCGUGUCUCAGCUCACUCUGGCACCCCUGGUGGACUCCACUGCUCUCCCCAGUGGUUCUGCCAUGCUGUUACUGGUUUCUCUUGGUCUGGUCGGGUUGGCCAUUCUCUUCGUAUACAAGUUCAAACGUAAGAUCCCGUGGAUCCAUGUGGAGACCGAGGACACCCACGAGAAGGAGCCAGAGAUGAUCAGCGCCGUCGGACAGGAGAAGAACGGCACGAGUACGACAGACACACCUUCGUUCAAUUCGUGCAGCAAACACAGCACACACCCACCGUUUCCCUCGAACCCUGGAACACUCAACAGCUUCAGCCAUCUGCCACCUCCUAGAGAGCUGAUGGAGAAAGAGAUGGAGGCUCACAACACAGGGAGCCUCGGGGUUGGAGAGAGGCUACGAACCAGACAUAUUCCGAACUGCACCAAUGUCUGAAAUGAUGGAAUGAAGAAAGGUUUGAUGAUGAAAUAUCAUCAUUUUGUAUAUGUUUGAAGAAAUUGUACAUGCUCUGUAAUUAUGGUACUUUCCCCUUCAAUUUUCCUGUUAUUGUGAUGCUUUUUAUUAUUAUUGUGGUGUUUAACAUUUGAGCUUGAUAAUCAAUUACAAGUUACUGGAGAAAAUAUUAUUACGUACAAGUGUAAAUAAGAUCAAAAUCUCUUAUAGCAGAUUAAUAUUGUAUUACAUCAGCAAUUGAGGAGUAGUUUUUCUCACCUCUAACACUGGGUUCACAUCAAACGCAAAUUAAGUGAUUUGCUUGAGUAAAUUAGAUACAAAGUCAAUGCAAAGACUCGUAUAGACGCGAACGCACGUCAAUCUUGUCUACCGCAAAGGUUGAAAUAUUUGUCAGCUCGAGUCACUCACGCGAAAUUAACGAAGUUUUAAUAAAAAGCGCGUUUGGUGUGAACCCAGCAUAAUACAGUUAUCAGAUAUCCAUACUAAGAUGGUUAACCAAAACUUUUUGUAAAUCAUUUUUCUGCAUGCUCACUUGUAGAUUUAUUAAGAUGAUCUGCCUUUAUUUGUAUAAAGCUCACUUUUAGAGAUCAAAAUGAAAACCACGUAAAUUGACAUGUUUUCAUACUGUAACAUUAAUAUUUAAUAUAAUAAUGAUUUAAAACAUACGCUUAUUUAAAGGUUUUAACUAGCUGUUUUUGAAAUUGGUAGUUAUUUUCAGAUGUAAAUAGUUAUUGAGAGAAGCACGGGUUUAGAAUUGAAUAGAUGUAAGUGGCACAAAUAGAGGGGGGUACCUUCAUCUGCAGAGACGGCUCAUUUUUUAAACGCCUCAUCUGCUGAACAUGUCCAUUUGUGCCUUGGCUGUGCGUAUUACUGUCGUAGGAUGGCAACAUUCUUUAUUUCGUUUCAUAAUAAUAUAUUCCCAGACAUAUAACCAUGUGGAAUGCAUGUUUCAUUGCUUACUAAUUGUGGACAGCCAGUUUUAUAUUCUACUGUAAACUGAAGGUCACUUUAAUCUGAAUAAAUGUAUUUUUACAUUA